Molecule: messenger RNA, 3045 nt
Organism: Penicillium manginii
Lineage: Eukaryota; Fungi; Ascomycota; Eurotiomycetes; Eurotiales; Aspergillaceae
Exons: 8
Coding region: 1-3045 (1014 amino acids)
Biological process (GO): protein N-linked glycosylation; oligosaccharide metabolic process
Cellular component (GO): endoplasmic reticulum membrane
Molecular function (GO): Glc3Man9GlcNAc2 oligosaccharide glucosidase activity
Source: RefSeq, a predicted model, not a curated record
AUGGUGUUGAUCGACAAGCACGAGAUCCUCACCGAGGAGGAGAAGCGUCUCAAGGAGGAUCGCGAUCGCACCAAGUAUUGGAAGCGAUGGGGUCCCUAUGUGGCUGAGCGGCAAUGGGCUACCGUGCGGGAGGACUACUCCGAGGACGGUGAUGCAUGGAGCUACUUUACUCACGAUCAUGCGCGGUCGCGAACAUUUCGCUGGGGUGAAGACGGAAUUGCCGGUGUUUCCGAUACUCACGGCCUGCAGAACAUUGCAUUUUCCUUCUGGAACGAGAAAGAUGAAUUUCUAAAAGAGCGCCUAUUCGGUCUAUCCAAUCCGCAGGGUAACCAUGGUGAGAGUGUCAAAGAGGCCCAUUUCCACGUGGAUAAUACCCCGACGCACUCCUACAUGAAGUUCCUGUACAAAUACCCCCAGAGAGAAUUCCCCUAUCAGCAGUUGGUGGAUGAGAAUGCCAAGCGGUCGCGCCAGGAGCGUGAAUAUCAAAUCCUCGAUACAGAUGCCUUUGCCGAUAACCGUUACUGGGAUAUCUUCAUCGAAACCGCCAAGGAAGGUGACGAUGAGGAGGAGCUGAUCUUCCGAGUCAUUGCAUACAACCGCGGCCCUGAGCCUGCUCACCUGCACAUCGUCCCGCAGGUGUGGUUCCGUAACACUUGGUCCUGGGGAUUCGAGAACGAGGGUGAGAAGCCAUCCAUCAAGCACGAAGGACCGCGUAUCGCCAAGUCGAACCAUGAGAAGUUGGGAGAGCGCUAUGCCUGCUUUGCCCCAUCGCCCCCGGUGGGAUCGAGCGAUGAGGAUAUCCAGCCUCAAUUGUUGUUCACGGAGAACGAGAGCAACAAUAAGAAGCUGUGGGACACCGAGAACGAUCAGCCCUACGUGAAGGAUGCUUUCCACCGCCACAUCGUUGAUAAAGAAAAGGGCGCCAUCAACCCGGCUAAUGAAGGAACCAAGCUCGCUGCAUGGUAUGCCUUUGACGAAGGCGAGGGAGUCCCUCCUGGCGAAUGCGCAGUCGUGCGAUUCCGCUUCUCCCGCAAGAAGGAGGAGUUCGUGGACGAGGAAGUCGUCGACGAUGUCAUCGAGCAACGCCGCGCUGAAGCAGACGACUUCUACUACCGCAUCAACCCACUCCCCAUGAGCGAGGAUCUACGCAACAUCCAGCGUCAAGCCUUCUCCGGAAUGAUGUGGUGCAAGCAGUACUAUAACUUCAUCUACGACCAAUGGGCCAACGGCGACCCUGCCGAGAUUGCCCCUCCCGCUGGCCGUAAAGGCAUUCGCAAUGAACAAUGGCGCCAUCUCCACAUCGACGAUAUCCUGUCCAUGCCAGAUUCAUGGGAAUAUCCCUUCUUCGCAGCAUGGGACACUGCCUUCCACUGUAUCCCUCUCGCCAUGAUCGAUCCAGACUUCGCAAAGAAGCAACUCGACCUCAUGACCCGAGAAUGGUACAUGCAUCCAAACGGCCAACUGCCCGCCUACGAAUGGAAUUUCGGUGACGUCAACCCACCCGUGCAUGCGUGGGCCGUCUUCCGCACCUUCAAGAUCGAGCGUAAGAUGUACGGUCGGCAGGAUCUAGAUUUCCUUGAGCGAGUCUUCCAGAAGCUGCUUCUGAACUUCACCUGGUGGGUGAACCGCAAGGACUCGGAUGGCAAGAAUGUCUUCGAGGGAGGAUUCCUCGGUCUCGAUAAUAUUGGUCUGUUCAACCGUUCCGAGCCUCUCCCAACCGGAGGUGUGCUCGAGCAGGCGGAUAGCACAGGCUGGAUGGCCUUUUACUGUCUGUGCAUGCUGAACAUUGCCCUGGAGCUGGCCAAGCACCGUCGAAUCUACGAGGACAUUGCAUCCAAGUUCUUCGAGCACUUCAUUCUCAUCAGCGAUGCAAUGACUUACCGCUCUGGAGAGGAUAACAUCAAGUCGCUGUGGAACGAGGACGACCACUUCUACUACGAUGCCAUCUCAUACGGUGGUCCCUGGACCCAGCAGCUGCCAGUCCGAUCGCUGAAGCGUCUGGACUGGUUCAUCGAGAACCGAUCCGACGUAGCCGAGCGCAAUAUCGCCAGCAUGAAGCGCCGCGGCAAAGACGACCGUCUCCUACUCUCACUCGUGAGCAAAGACCGUCUGGAGAAGAUCCUCAAGCGCAUGCUCGACGAGACGGAAUUCCUAUCCGAGCACGGCAUCCGAUCGAUGUCAAAGUUCCACGAAGAGAACCCCUACUCAAUGGACGUCAACGGCCAAACAUUCAAAGUCGGCUACGUCCCCGGCGACUCAGACAGCUCUCUAUUCGGCGGCAACAGUAACUGGCGCGGACCGAUCUGGCUCUGCGUCAACUUCCUGCUCGUCGAGUCGCUGCUGCGGUACUAUAUGUUCUACGGCGACUCGUUCCAGAUCGAGUGUCCCACCGGAUCAGGCGAGUACAUGCACCUAGGCGGCGUUGCGGAGGAACUCCAGCACCGUAUGCAGCAUCUCUUCGCGCGCAAUGACGAGGGUCGCCGCGCCAUCAACGGAACAAACGACCUCCUCGAUUUCGACGAGAACUGGAAGGAUUACCUCUGGUUCCACGAGUUCUUCGACGGCGACACCGGCCGUGGUCUGGGCACAUCUCACCAAUGUGGUUGGACCGGCCUCAUUGCCAAAAUCAUCCAUGAUACAGGCCUGAACUGCCGUCUCCCCCAGACCCCACGCUCCCCCUUCGCUGCAGCAUCGCACUACUUCGACGACAUCUUCUCCCGCACCGGCCGCCCUCCCAGCUCCCGCCGUCCAUCUGUCCGCCGCUCCUCCACUAACCGCUCCAUCGGUAAUCGCAGUGACUUCAACUCAACCAUUGCCGGUGACCAGACCCCCGCAGCUCUGGAUGACGAGUUCACUAGUAGUCCCAUCAGCCGUCGGGGUAGCACUGCGUUCGGCGGAAGCCAGAACGGCGACGAGGAUGAAGAGGACGAGCAUGUGCACAAUUAUGUUGAGAGUCAGUUGCAGCGCGUGCGUAGCUCUGCUUCCAUGGCGGCUUAUGAAGACGAACUCGUUACCAAGGACGAUAAGCAGAAUGGGCAUUCUUGA